Molecule: messenger RNA, 5208 nt
Organism: Ricinus communis (castor bean)
Lineage: Eukaryota; Viridiplantae; Streptophyta; Magnoliopsida; Malpighiales; Euphorbiaceae
Exons: 6
Coding region: 300-2789 (829 amino acids)
Source: RefSeq, a predicted model, not a curated record
UUAUUUUAAUAUAUUAUAUCACUUGCUGAUAAAAGUGUGUGAAUGAAUCUCUUAAAUAAGGGGGUGAACUAUGCAAUUUUGCAAAUGUCAUAGAUAACAGGGCAAGAAAGUUAAUUUGGGGUUAGUUGGACUCCACUUACAAAUUCAGGGGUAAUAUGCCACUUUAGCUUAAAAUUAAUGGCACAGCAGUAACUGGAAGCAGAAUUUGGAGUUGGAGAAGAUGCAGGAGGAGAACUCUCAGAAGCAACACAAAUUCAUGUUUUGCUUACAGCUUAUUUAACUGGUUAAGGAAUAACAAGAUGGCUAGACAAGCUAAUGACAGCCUUUUUCUUGAAGAAUUGCUGAGGAGCAACAGUGGAACUAGUAAUAAUAGUAAUAGUAGCAGCAGCAUAACCACAAGCCACUCGUCUUUGUCAUCUGCUCGGGCCAUCAUUCAAGCAUGGGCUGAACUUAGAGACUCGUUUCAACAUCAAUCAUUCCAGCCUAAUCAUCUUCAAGCUUUGAAGAUCCUUCUUCAAUAUAAAACUUCCCUUCAUGUCGCUGAGCCCCAAGCAAAGCUUCUUAUUUCCAUUUUGUCUUCUCAAAAUAUCUUCCUUCCUCUUGAGUCCUAUCCUUUGUUAUUUCGGCUUCUUUAUAUCUGGGUCAGAAAAUCCUUUAGGCCAUCUUUAGCACUUGUUGAUUCAGCAGUGGAGGUUCUCUCUAAGCGUUUACAUAAUAACUUUGAUGCUAAGAGAAACCCUGAGCUAUUUGCUGAAGCAGUUCUCCUUCUGGGUGCAUUCGCAUUUGUGCCUUCUGCAACUGAAACCUCUAAGACAGUUUGCUUGGAGUUGCUGUGUAGGCUGUUGGAUGAAUACUACAAACUGGUUAGCUCUGUUGAUGGACUUAUUCCAAAUGUUCUUGCAGGGAUUGGAUAUGCUCUAUGUUCUUCUGUUAAUGCAUAUUAUGUUAGAAUUUUGGAUGCAUUUUUUGGAAUUUGGGGCAAGGAGGAUGGACCACAUGGUAAUGUUUCUCACGGACUCAUGAUUUUGCAUUUGGUUGAUUGGAUUAUAUUUGGGUUCAUCAAAUUACGUUCUGAUGAGAAACUGCAUAAGUUUGCUCAUGGGAUUUUAGAGAAUCCGAAGCCAAACUAUGUACCUUUUGCUCUCGUGAUGGCUGCAGCUGGUGCUCUGAGAGCUUUGAAUAGAUCAGUAGCAGAUGCCCAUGGCCUGGAGAUAGUGUCGAGAUUAAGGAUUUCUGCUGAAAAUCAGAUAGAAUUGGUGGCACAGGGUUUGAUUGCAGACACCGGUGGAUUUUCUAUCAUAGAAAAUGAUUACAAAACCAGUCUUCUGCUACAGUGCAUUUCAUUAGCUUUGGCUCGAUGUGGGUUAGUGUCUUCUCGAGCCUCUCUGCUUAUAUCCAUUGCUUCAGCAUUAUUAUUGGAAAUAUUUCCCUUGCGACGUUUAUAUACAAGGAUUCUUGAGUUAAAUCAUGACAGCCCUGGAAUGAUGCUUGGUGAUGUUAAAGAACACCUGAAUAGUCUUUCUUUUAAGGAGGCGGGGACCAUAAGUGGUGUUUUCUGCAAUCAAUAUGUCUCAAUAGAUGAAGAGAACAAGGUGAUAGUGGAAAAUAUGGUAUGGCAUUUCUGCCGAGAGCUCUACCUGGGGCAUCGACAGGUGACCUUGGUUCUCCAUGGGAAAGAGGAUGAGUUGCUUGGGGAUAUUGAAAAAAUUGCUGAGUCUGCCUUCCUUAUGGUUGUAGUUUUUUCAUUGGCUGUUACUAAGUACAAGCUAAAUUCAAAAUUAUCUACUGAAGCUCGAAUGGAGACAUCUGUUUCAAUUUUAGUUUCAUUCUCUUGUGUGGAAUAUUUCCGUAGGAUGCGUUUGCCAGAAUACAUGGACACUAUACGAGGUGUAGUUGUGGGUGUACAGGAGAGUGAGAUUGCAUGCAACUCUUUUGUAGAAUCUAUGCCCUCUUAUGCUAAUUUGACGAAUCCUCAAGAAUUCCUGCAUCAAGUGGAAUAUAGAUGGUUCAAAGAUGAAGUGCAAACUGCCCGAAUUUUAUUUUACUUGCGGGUUAUUCCAACAUGUGUUGAACGUUUGCCAGGUGCAGCAUUUAGCAGGGUGGUUGCUCCAACUAUGUUCUUAUAUAUGGGACAUCCAAAUGGAAAAGUAGCUCGAGCCUCACAUUCUAUGUUUGUGGCGUUUAUUUCUUUGGGGAAAGGUUCUGAUGAGAAUGAACGAGCAUUACUGAAAGAGCAGCUUGCUUUUUAUUACAUGCAGAGGUCUUUAGAGGGGUAUCCUGGUAUUACUCCUUUUGAGGGUAUGGCUUCUGGAGUUGCAGCCUUGGUCCGAAAUCUUCCUGCUGGAAGUCCAGCCACAUUUUAUUGUAUCCACAGUAUUGUUGAAAAAGAAAACAUGCUCUUGAGGGAUAGUUUCACUCAGGAGGCUGAUCUAUGGAAACACUGGCAGGGAGAAUCUGAACCUUGUAAGAAAAUCUUAGAGUUGCUUUUACGGCUUAUUUCUCUAGUUGAUAUACAGGUGCUACCAAACUUGAUGAAAUUGUUGGCACAGCUGAUCAUCAAGUUACCAAAGGAUGGCCAAAAUGUGGUUCUCAAUGAGCUAUAUGCUCAGGUUGCUGAUUCUGACGAUGUUACACGCAAGCCAACAUUGGUUUCAUGGUUGCAGUCAGUAUCCUAUCUCUGUUCUCAAGCAAUAAGUAGAAGUACGGCCUCCAAAAAGAAUGAGGGUGAAGAAAAUUCUUUGUCUCUUCAAGAUCCAUCAGACUGGGACAGGAUAAAUGCACGGCUUUAAACUAUUGAGGUGCACAUUUUGAAUGACCUUCCUUUUCAUUAUAUCAUUUCUGAAGUUCAGUAUCUUGCGCUGUUAACUAGCUUUAAACUUCUGGAUAAUUAUAGGGAAUGAUAAAAUGAAGACAUUCACAUGAAUUGGCCCUCUUCCUGUGCCUGUUGAAAUCCUUGUAAUCCAAAGAUUAGAACUUUGCAUUUGUUAAUUCUUGUUUUUCUUGCUAUCAAAAACUAACAGAAGAAUAAUUUUUUUUAUUGUAAAUGAGUGACAAAGGUUCACGAAAUACAGAGCAGGAUUGAAAGGAAAUUGAAAUGCAUGAAAUUGAAGCAAAGGAAGUAAAUCUAAGACUAAAAUAUGUAUAAUAGCUUGAUUGUUGGAGGUGCCGGACCUAUUUCUUGCCUCCUCUUCUUCCACAAACAAAAUUACUUGGCCUUCAAGCUGGACUAUUCAUCCGUGCAGUUUUUCUUUUUGACAGAUUUUAUGUGUGGGGUUUCUAUUGUAUCCUUUCUGUUACAGGUGAUGCAUAUUCUGAGAAUAUUGGUUUUUAUAUGGGAUACAUGUAUGAUGACAGAAACUCAAACUCAUCUUAUUCCUUUUUAUGAUAGCACUAAUCUGAAUGCUACCAAUUCAAUAAAACUUCUUUAGCUCUGAUGAUCUGGCACUCCUGAUCCAGGGCUGAAUUAGGUUUGAACAGUAUCAGUUCCUAGAUUUCACAUUCAUCAUUUCCAAAUUGUAGGACAUCAGAAACCACUCAUCCUUCAUGCCAUUUUGUUAAGGACAUUGGUGAUGAUAAAAGGAAUAAAUAAGAUGUUUUCUGGUCUUUUGACAUUUUUGACAAAAAAUACAAACCUUUACUACUUCAAUAGAAAUAUUAUUAGUAUGAGAAACUUGAUGACUAUUGAUGUUGGAAAGUGCAUGGCAGUAUGAGAUUCUGCUAGGUCAUUGAUAGUGGAAAUAUGAAAUGAUUAUGUUGGUGUUUGAUUGCUAAGAUGUUUAAGGGAAGACAAUUUUACUUGUCAGACUAUAUGUAUUUCUGUGGAAACCAUGUUUUGUUUGCUUUGAUUUUUGCUCGAGUUUGAUCUGCUAUGAUGUGGGAACUUUAGCUUGGUAAAUGUGGCAAUAAGAAUCCAGCUAGCUUGAGGUUUGUCUUAUUCUUGAUGGAUCAAACAUACCAUAAAUGCAUAUUCUUAUUGCUUCAGCUAUUAGUAAUCUGAAAAUGAAGAGUCAGGACUUGGGACUCACUGGUUCAGCUAGGUAUGACUGACCCGUGAGAUUAUGCUUUGUUUCUGCUCUGGAGCUGCUACAACUUCAAGUGUUCUGGAAUUAGCUGUCUGGAUGGCCCAAAAAUCUUGCUUUCUAUCCAAAGCUUAAGAAUUUGCAAGCUAUUGGAAAAGUUGUGAAGUCCUUAACGAAAAUAAACAAAAAAGGUUCCCCAAGGCUUCGCCAGCAGCUCCCAUCCCAUGCCCAGUGGAUGCAGAAGUUCUAGUGAAAGGCAUGGCCGCAGCACACUGGUGAUGGUGCUAUCACUCAGGCAAAUGCACAUUUGUUGUGCCUGAAAAUUUCUAGAGCUGGGGGUUGAUGUUAGGUGCCAAAAUUUUACACUCAUUCUAUUCGGUGCUGGCUGGUGAAACAGUUUGGAUGACAGAUUCGAUGUAUGGGCAUGACAGAUUUGUUCUUAAUUGACAUAAGUGUAUGGCAGAGGUAUACAAGCAUGGUAGAUAAUUCUAAAUCAUGACGAAUCAUCUGCAUAUGGCUCUGCUCCACUAUUACUAUUCGCCUGCUUCCAUUUGUAAAUUCUUUCAUCACAUAUGAAUAAACUUGGAUGGGUUUCACAUAAUCUGGUUAAGGGCUGCAAAUUGGCUUAUGCUUUGCCAACGAAAAAUGUUAUGGCUGAGGUCUACUUGUUGACCUUUAAUUAUGUUCCUCAACCCUUUUUUGGGGCCACUAUUGGCUAUAAGCAGCAAGACUAGAUGUUUGUUGCUGGCAUAUAGAAAUAAUCUAUCAUGUACGACUCAUUGCUGCAUUGAUAUCCAAGAUAAGCAGGCUUUUAUUCAAGCAAGCUAUGUGGAAAUUCAGUUGUAUCUGAAAUGGGAUUAAUGAUCCAGGCACUAGCUUGUUGUGGGGAGCAUUCUCUGCCUUUUCACAUGAUAUUGUUCUCACAUGUAGGAAAUUGUUCUCACAUGUAGGACCAUUUCUUUUUGCAAGAGAACUGGAGUGGAUUAUGGUUUUAUCUUUACAUACAUUGUUGCAAGAGAUAAUUUCUUCUACAAAAAUUGCACUAAUCGGAGUAAAGACAAAGGUUUCCGCAAUCGUACUGUAUGAUUAUUUAGAGAAAUUGGUAAAUAUUUACUAAGUCAUUUAUUGGCAAAAUUAAUUGCAUAAUAACAAGUGUCGUUGCUUAUUAUUUAUUAUAUUUAUUGAUUGA